AUGGACUGUUCUUCUCCUUCCACUUCCAUUAGGCUUGUUGCUUACGAUUUUUCCCAUCAUUUCACCCUCCUCAUCGUACAUUGGCAGGGCCAUCUUCUUUUCCACGAAGGGGAGCCGAGGCCGACGAACGGACGGACCACAUCUCCGGGGUCUGAUGGAGCAGGCAGGCUGCAGCGUAUCAUGGCGCGACCCUCAUCUCAUUACCAAGAGUUAGAUGGCGACAUGCAAACCGUAACACAGGGAAAGGGAUCGAAACGCAAAGGAGGGAAGUUUAAGCGGUCAGAUGGCAGUUUUUCAGACAGUUCCAACAGCUUCAUUCGACAGGUAGGUGUUGUUUUGAUUGAUUACCUCCCUGCCAGCAGCCGAGCAAAAUGGCGACUUCAUCACAUCAUUACCAACCACGGUUAUUUUAUUACACAUCUACCUUCUCAAGGUAGCCUGAUCUCUCCGCACAACACACAAAUCCAUAUCUGUCCGUCUAUCUUGGCACUGGCAGGAGCGCUACAGCAAUUAAUGUUUUUUUUUCGUUUUUGUUUUUUUUUUGCACCCUGUGUUCGUAAAACAGAAAAAUGCCAAGAAAAAUUGUGA
This is a messenger RNA of Acanthosepion pharaonis, 588 nucleotides long. Lineage: Eukaryota; Metazoa; Mollusca; Cephalopoda; Sepiida; Sepiidae. The record is from the annotation of a GenBank genome assembly.